Microthlaspi erraticum is the source of this 1533-nucleotide messenger RNA. The record is from the annotation of a GenBank genome assembly. Lineage: Eukaryota; Viridiplantae; Streptophyta; Magnoliopsida; Brassicales; Brassicaceae.
AUGAUAUACAACACGACGAGAGCUUCACUUCUCGGCUCUACCCGUAAGUUACGCUAUUCUCUUCGUGUUACGCAUGAUUCCCUGAAAUUUCUAGAUCCUCUGUUUAGAAACCAGAGCACAGCUGCGGAGACGUUGGGUUUCGUAAACCCUAGUAAUCGAAAUCCAACGGCUACCUCCUCAGAUCACACCGGCUAUAGAAAUGGGUCUAACAGUGGAGAUCAACCCCUUGGUGGGCUUCACCAGAAUUCACAUGGGCAGAGCUUAAACCCAUAUGCGUACAAUCAGUAUCAGAGUAGUGGUAGUUAUGUGGAAAGCAGUGGAAUUUUAAACCAGAGACAUCAGAGUAUUGAUAGUUGCUCCUCACUGGACGAAUUGGAUGCGAUUUGCAGAGAAGGGAAGGUGAAAACAGCUGUUGAGAUCAUCAAAUCAUGGAGAAACGAAGGCUAUAUUGUAGAUUUAACCAGACUCUUGUGGCUGGCACAGCUCUGCGGAGAUGCACAAGCUUUGGAAGAAGCUAAAGUUGUUCAUGAGUUUAUUACUUCUUCGGUUUCAUCUUCAGAUAUCAGCGUUCACAACUCGGUAAUAGAAAUGUACUCCGGCUGCGAGGCCGUGGAAGAUGCGUUAACCGUUUUCGAUAGUAUGCCGGAGAAGAACUCGGAGACUUGGUGUGGUGUCAUAAGGUGUUUAGCGAAGAACGGACGAGAGGAAGACGCUAUUGACAUGUUCAAUCGUUUCAAAGAAGAAGGAAAUAAACCAGAUGGGGAAAUGUUUAAAGAGAUCUUCUUCGUGUGUGGUGUGCUUGGUGACAUCAACGAGGGGAUGUUGCAUUUUGAGUCGAUGAGCAGAGACUAUGGAAUCGUCCCUCGUGUGGAGCAUUACGUGAGCCUCGUGAAGAUGUUGGGUGAGCCUGGUUAUUUAGAUGAGGCCUUGAGGUUUGUUGAAUCGAUGGAAGCGAAUGUUGAUCUGUGGGAGACGUUGAUGGAUCUGUCGCGAGUUCACGGGGAUUUAGAGCUCGGUGAGCGGUGUCAAGACAUGGUUGAGGAGCUUGAUGGAAGCAGGCUGAACAAGGAGUCAAAAGCAGGUCUUGUCCCGGUUAGGGCAUCAGACGUGGCGAAAGAGAAGUUACGGAGAAUGGUGAGGAAGAAGAAGUUUGAGGCUGAGAAGAUUAUGGCGGCUGGAGACAUAUCUCGUCCGGAGAACAGAGAGUUUUAUUUGGCGCUGAAGGGUUUGAAAGAGCAUAUGGUGGAGAUUGGUUAUGUGCCUCAGUCCAAACUUGCGUUACACGACGUGGAUGAAGAGAGCAAAGACGAGAACCUUUUUAACCACACGGAGAAGUUCGCUUGCAUCGUUAGCUUUCUCGACACUCCUGCGCGCUCUGAAGUACGGGUGUUGAAGAAUUUACGUGUCUGCGUUGAUUGCCAUAACGCUCUGAAUCUCAUGUCCAAGAUCGUUGGGAGAUUGGUGAUUUCUAGAGAUGCAAAGAGGUUUCACCACAUGAAAGAUGGUGUUUGCAGUUGUAGAGAUUAUUGGUGA